GUGUUCCUGCAUAGAACUGAAGCGCAGACAGCGCUAUGAGAGACAAGAGAGAGAAAAACACCCCUUAUCUGUAGAGAAAGGCUCAAAAGUUCACUCGUUUCGCAUAAAAUCGUUUCUACGACUCACUCAGGUCACAUAUCGUACCGUGUUUCUAUGUCUGUGAUGCGGAGUGUCUGAGAGGGUUCAUUGAGUCUCUGCUGAGAGUGGCAUCCCACAGAACUGCCCUCAUCUGCCAAGCUCUAUCUGGAAGGCUCUCAAAACUCCCACAAGUGAGAUUCAGCAUUCUUACUGAGGAUGGCUGUGUUUCGAGGCUGAGGUCAGUAUGCACUUUUAGUCAUUGUUUCCAGUCACUCUGCCGGCUGUGUCUCUGAGCUUGAGCCCAGGGAUGAAAUGGAAACACAACCUGCUGAUCUCUGAACACAAGGCCGAGCAGUGAGUUAAAUCAGGGACGUGGAAGGGUGAAAGGAGGUCAUGUCACGGGUUCCCACACCCCCUCCCCCAGGGGAAAUGACAUCAGGACCUGUGGCGGAAAGCUGGUGUUAUACACAGGUGAAAGUUGUGAAGUUUUCUUACAUGUGGACGAUUAACAACUUCAGCUUCUGUCGGGAGGAGAUGGGAGAAGUCGUAAGGAGCUCGACCUUCUCCUCGGGCCCCAACGACAAGAUGAAAUGGUGUUUGCGAGUGAACCCAAAGGGUCUGGAUGAUGAGAGUAAAGAUUAUCUCUCUCUGUACUUAUUGCUUGUCAGUUGCCCAAAAAGUGAAGUGAGAGCAAAGUUCAAGUUUUCUUUACUGAACGCCAAAAGAGAAGAAACUAAAGCCAUGGAAAGCCAAAGAGCCUACCGCUUCGUCCAGGGAAAGGACUGGGGCUUCAAGAAGUUCAUCAGGAGAGAUUUCUUGCUGGAUGAAGCUAAUGGACUUCUUCCUGAUGACAAGCUCACUCUGUUCUGUGAGGUGAGUGUGGUCCAAGACUCUGUAAACAUCUCUGGCCAGUCAAACACAAACAUGCUGAAGGUUCCAGAGUGUCAGCUUUCCGACGACCUGGGGAACCUGUGGGAAGGAUCCAGGUUCACAGACUGCAGCUUGUUCGUGGGAGGGCAAGAGUUCAAAGCGCACAAAUCCAUCCUGGCAGCGAGGUCACCCGUAUUCAAUGCCAUGUUUGAACACAAAAUGGAGGAGAGCAAAAAAAACCGCGUGGACAUCAGCGAUGUUGAACCGGAUGUAUUUAGGGAAAUGAUGGUUUUUAUUUACACUGGUAGAGCUCCUAACCUGGAGAAAAUGGCUGACAGCCUGUUAGCGGCUGCAGACAAGUAUGCUCUGGAAAGAUUAAAGGUAUUAUGCGAGGAGGCUCUCUGUAACAGUUUGUCUGUAGAGAAUGUGGCUGACAUCCUCAUCCUGGCUGACCUGCACAGCGCAGAGCAGCUGAAAGCACAAGCCAUAGACUUCAUUAAUAGAUGCAGUGUUCUUAGACAGCUGGGCUGUAAAGAUGGGAAGAACUGGAAUAGCAAUCAUGCCGCAGACAUAAUGGAGACCGCAGGUUGGAAAGCAAUGAUUCAGUCCCAUCCUCACUUAGUGGCCGAGGCUUUCCGGGCUCUCGCUUCAGCCCAGUGCACCCCUUUUGGUCUGCCUAGGAAACGGCUAAAACAGUCCUGACCUUUGCCCUAACAGACUGCUUAGAACAAAACGCAUGAGGCAACUACCCCACCGUGCCCUACUUCCCCCUCUCCACUCACCCAUCGCCCUUACCAGAGACCGGAUAGAGGAGCUAGUUCAAACCACAGUGCUCAAA
This is a messenger RNA of Carassius carassius (crucian carp), 1786 nucleotides long. RefSeq names its product speckle-type POZ protein-like B. The record is from RefSeq and is a predicted model, not a curated record. The coding region runs from base 472 to 1650 and encodes 392 amino acids. Gene Ontology annotation, molecular function: ubiquitin protein ligase binding. The transcript has 13 exons. Gene Ontology annotation, cellular component: cytoplasm; nucleus. NCBI's taxonomy places the organism in Eukaryota, Metazoa, Chordata, Actinopteri, Cypriniformes, Cyprinidae. Gene Ontology annotation, biological process: regulation of proteolysis; proteasome-mediated ubiquitin-dependent protein catabolic process.